Cheilinus undulatus (humphead wrasse) is the source of this 3368-nucleotide messenger RNA. It is a transcript of the gene b4gat1, whose product is annotated as beta-1,4-glucuronyltransferase 1. Gene Ontology annotation, molecular function: glucuronosyltransferase activity. Bases 303 to 1598 code for a protein of 431 amino acids. The record is from RefSeq and is a predicted model, not a curated record. NCBI's taxonomy places the organism in Eukaryota, Metazoa, Chordata, Actinopteri, Labriformes, Labridae. The transcript has 2 exons.
GCGAGUGGUGACAACUGUGCUGUGUUUGGAUGGAAAUCACAGAAACGGAAUUUAAUUCGUCGUUUUAUCCGUCGUCGUUUGAAAAUUUUGGGCAGCAUUGUUAUUUGCUAGAACAUGCAGUCGAGUCUCUUUCGUUUUCAGCCUAGCAGGCUGUCGUGUUAGCAUCGUGAUCGCUAUGUAGGUAAUGUUAGCAGGGACGCUUGGACAGAAAUAGCCAGCCAGUCUACAACAAAACAGCAGCCUGCUCCGGUGUAUGGAGCUGCUUUGUGUACAGUAAUCGGCCGGUUUGUAGUCCCUCUGGAAUGCAUCUCUCCAAGAAAUGUUCCCCCUUCAAAGUGGUGCUGAGUGCUCUGCUGAUCGUGGCGCUCCUGCAGCUCAUCUACCUGUCGUUCUUGUCCAGGUUUCACGGUAAGCAGCAGCGGUACCGAUACUCGGAGCUCUUCGGAGGCUCUGCAAGCAAGAGAAAUGCGCACGCCGAGAAAAACUCCCGCAAAGAGCGUCUGAGGUACUCGCUGUCUAGUGGAGGGAUCUUUGACAACAGUGGCCAGUACAGGGUCUACAAGAACUUGAUCAAAAGUGAUUUCACCUCUGAUCUGAAACCAGGAUCAGACCCCAGUUCUAAUGUCCUGUCUUUGUGCACCCAUACAACCAUUAACAACCUGCAUCACCUGGAGUCUCUUCUGCAGAGGUGGCAGAAUCCUCUCUCUGUGGCCAUAUUCGCUCAUGGCCAGGAUGUCAAGUUUGCCACAGCUCUGGUUUAUGCUCUCAGCUUCUUCUGCCCUCAGAUUCAGGCUCUGGUGGACUUCCACUUGGUUUGCCUCUCUGGAGAGAUGGCCAGCUUCCCUGACCAGGACAGAGAGCACUUUGCAGGUCUUGAGGACUGUGCUUCUGUGUACUCCAGACUGGAGACGUACAGGGAUAAACACAAGAACUAUGCCAUCAGUGGUAACAUCUCCUACCCCAACAAUCUCCUUCGAAACGUUGCCCGAAGUGGCACAGAGUCCUCCUACAUACUAGUUAUCGACAUCGACAUGAUGCCGAGUGCCGACCUGCACCAGAACUUCCUGGACAUGAUCAUGAGGCGGCCACCGGUGAGCGAUGAGGUGUUCGUCCUGCCUGCCUUCGAGAUCCGCCAUGCCAGGAAGUUGCCGGGCACUAAGUCGGAGUUGGUUCAGCUUUAUCAGGUUGGAGAGGUCCGUCCGUUCUAUGAAGAGCUUUGUCCUCGCUGUCAAGCCCCCACCAACUACUCCCGCUGGGUAAACAGCCACGUCAGAGACACGGGCACCCUGGAGGUGGCCUACACGCUCACCUGGAUGGACCCCUGGGAGCCCUUCUACAUUGGGCCCAACACUGUGCCACUUUAUGAUGAGAACUUCAAGCAAUAUGGCUUCAACCGAAUCAGCCAGGCCUGUGAGCUCCACAUAGCCGGGUACAGGUUCUCGGUGCUGAGCUCAGCUUUCGUGGUGCACCGCGGCUUCAAGAUCCAGGGGGAGUUCCACGCCAAGAAGGACGAGGAGAACAAACACAACCGGGUUCUGUUUCGCAGCUUCAAAGAGGGCCUGAAAACCAAAUACCCCUCCUCCAACAGACGGUGCUGAGACAAAACGAGGACGGAAACAAUGACGGACGUGCAUUUUUCUUAAUUCUGCCAGAUUUAGCUUCCAGUCAGGUUCUCCCUGUCCGACACGUCCUACUUUCUCUACGACUUCUUUUGAUGAUGGCGCAGCAGUCUAAUCUCAUCAAACUCGAGACGGUCUGACAAAGAGCAGCAGGGAAAGGUUCUCCAGGGAUUUAUGACAGCUAGUUGCUUAAAGGAAGAAAAUCAUCAGUCAGAGCUGGAGUACAGGAUCGCAGCAGCUCAUGAGACUCCUGGUUUUUUUGUUGUUAUUUUUUUUUUAAAUCAAAUGCUAAUUUCAAGUCUAGACAGCAUUUGAUUGACAUUUAUUUUAAGGCUUAUGAGGUAAAACAUUUAAAUGAUUUUUAAAGUUGUCAAGGUGUAAAAAAUAGACAAAACUGUGAUUUUUCUGCUCUCUACAUAUCCACUCAGACAUAUCCGAAGAGAUUUUUCAGCUCUUAUUUUACUGUGUCAGACAAAGGUUCAACAUUUAAUGACAGCCGAUCAAAGAUUGCUUUAUUCCCCAGAGUCCGACUAAAAUUACAUUUGGUCGUCCUUUUUCGUGCAUAAUUCUUAGAGCUCCUGUGAGGAUCUUUCAGUUUGCAUCAACUCUUACACCCAUUGCACCCAAAGCUACAGUGUAAGGCAGAACAGCAGUCAAAUUGGUGUUAACUAUAAGCCGUUUUGUGAGAGAGAAAUGGAUUGUGAUGAUUUCAGUCACGUUCUGCACAGUCCACAAUGUGGAGAUUCUAAACAGCUGUUUGGUCUUAUUUAUUGUUUUCCUAGCCAUCCGUACUGUAUCCUAGUCAAGCUCAUAGCUUAUGGUAACGUUGACAGUUGUGGAGUACAGACCCACAGUCUGAAAGUUGUUCUGCAGAACACCAGAGGUCACUUGUCUUUCAUUGAAGAUACUUUUUAAUCACUCCACUGGGUUUAUCACUUAACGAUAGCGCUGCAUGACAUUGGAUUUUAGCUAACAUCAGAAAUGCAGAUAUAGAUACAGAUAGAUAAGGCUCAAUCCCAAUAAACCCCUUGCCUCUUUAACUAAGAAAAGGAAUUUGUUAUGUUACUGAUAAAACUAACGCGUUAGAGUACUUCUGCGUCACCAAAUAUAAAAACCCCUUAACCACUCAUUCCACUAGUUGGUUGUAAAAACGACAUACAGCGGCGGCACGUCUGCCUUUGAAUGUAUCGACUCUACUGUCAUGGUACAGCCUGAUAUACAGCCCAUAAUUUAUAACUCUACAGAAUACAGAAUUACACAAAUGCUAUGUGUAAUAACUGUACGUAACUGGAAGGGCUGAUCAGCUGAUUCAAUGAAAACAAUACGACAUGAACUUUUAAAGUCACCAUAAUCCUGUUCUUGUCCCUUUCAUCCAAAAAAAAUCCGACAUAAAGUACUACAGUAUAAAGCCUUCCUCUCUGUCAUCUCACUAGCUUAGUAAGCUAGCAGUUAGUGCGCACUGACACAGCUGUAUUUACCUUCUGCUGGCACACCGCUACAUUCCAACAUGAAAGAAAGACAAACAGUGCAGAUACUUUGUGGAGCUUCUUUUCAUUUUCUCUUUUUUUAUGGCCACAGAAUAAAAAGGAAAUUGAGGAUUUUUUUUCAGUUACUUGAAUCAUAAAACCUACGCGUCACAUUACAACAUAAAAGGGACGUUGAUCUAAUGAGGGAGAAAAGCUGUUAAAAAGUUGUGCUUUCAUCCCUAUCAGUGUCAUAAUUCCCAGCAUGUUUUGCAAAACAAAGCUG